Fusarium subglutinans is the source of this 450-nucleotide messenger RNA. RefSeq names its product thioredoxin peroxidase mitochondrial isoform. Gene Ontology annotation, cellular component: mitochondrion; cytosol. The transcript is spliced from 2 exons. The record is from RefSeq and is a predicted model, not a curated record. Gene Ontology annotation, molecular function: thioredoxin peroxidase activity. The coding region runs from base 1 to 450 and encodes 149 amino acids. Lineage: Eukaryota; Fungi; Ascomycota; Sordariomycetes; Hypocreales; Nectriaceae. Gene Ontology annotation, biological process: cellular response to oxidative stress; cell redox homeostasis.
AUGAUUGGGCUGAGUGCCAAUGACCUCAGCUCUCACGAUAAGUGGGUAGACGACAUUAACCAAGUCUCAAACGCAAACCUCCAAUUCCCCAUUAUCGCCGACGCAGACCGCAAAGUCUCCUUCCUCUACGACAUGAUCAGCCGAGAAGACCAUGACAACAUCGCAGAGAAGGGCAUCGCCUUCACCAUCCGCUCAGUUUUCGUUAUCGACCCUUCCAAGCAGAUUCGACUUACGAUGAUGUAUCCUGCUUCAGCGGGCCGCAACUCAGCCGAGGUUCUGCGUGCUAUUGACUCUCUGCAAACUGGAGAUAAGAAGGACGUUGUUACGCCGAUUGAUUGGCAGGUUGGCGAUGAUGUUGUUGUUCCGCCUUACGUUUCGAAGGAGGAUGCGAAGAAGAAGUUUGGUAAUGUUAGAGAGGUUAAGCCCUACUGGAGACUCACCAAGGCCUAG